AUGGAUGAUCACGAAUUAAACUUUGCGUCUUCCUUGCGGCACGAUUCCUCAAGCAAGACCCUUGAGUCGGACUCAUCGGAGCGCAUGAAUCGACGACAAUCGAAGGUUUCCAUCUUUCAUUUAGCUGCCUUUGUUUUCGUGUUGGGAUUUUGCUUCCUUGUAGCUGGAGUAGUGCUGAUAACUUUGUCUCAAACACGGACAUCAGAGACGCAAAAGAACUCUGCCUUCAAUCAAACGAUCGACAGUAAAAAAAACUACACAUUUGGCGAAAACAAGACAGUCACAGAAAGUCGCUGUGCGUUUUCGUCAGGAGGUCAGCUUGCAGGUUUAGAGUCAUUCUUCAGAAAGAUAAGAGAAGUACAAACCAGCUUUACACCUUACAAAAGUUACCUCACAAAAGAACAAUUUAAACCUUACAACCCAGAGCCACAGGCAGUCAAAAAGUUAACUGACCAAACAAAGAGACUCUAUGAAGAACUGUUGGAGAUAAAAGCUAGCUUGGAAGUGGGAAAACUAAAGCUACAUGAAAGACGACAAUUAGCUGUUGCGGAGCACGAAUUGAAACAUUUCUUCGGGAAACCUUAUGGAAACAAUUAUUAUACAGGAGCUUGGAUGCUGGGUCCGGGUCAGAGAUGCACAUUGGAACCAAUCGCAUCUCUACCUCUUCACUUAAACAUAGCCCUUUACAUAUUUUUAACAAAUCAGAACAAAACUUUGAAAGUUGCAGAAGAUUUCAUAAAGAUGCUACCAAAAUUUCGAGAAGGAAUCCAACGGUACAAGUUGAACCUACAGAGGGGUGUGACAUCUGGAAUGAUCCGCUCCAGAAGCGAGUGUGUCGAGGGUAUUGACUGCAUGAAAGGAAAAUACCGUGAUCUUUUUACGCAAAAAUCUCCCGAGGCUGUGCUAUCCUGGUAUAGAGUGCACAAUCGUAUAGAAAACUUUGCGAGACACGUAAAACCGCAAGAUUUAUCUUCGUGGAUUGAGAAGUAUGGAAAAAAUAUGUCCGACUCUCUAACAAACAGUGUCGUCAAAUUCAUCGGAAUGCCAAUGGUCAGUUUGUUUGAUUAUCUCGAAAAUGAUCACAUCUCACACUGCGUGCCUGACAAUGUAUCCAGUGGACUGGGAACAAGGCCCGUUGAUCACGUGUAUAUCAACGGAACAAAGACGUCAAUCAAGACCAACCAGACAUUGGAUGGUAAAGAGAGGAUAAUGAAAGGGAAAGAUGCGUAUGCGGAAAUUGUUUCGUAUUUCACCACAACAAAGUAUACACCAGGCAAGUAG
Pocillopora damicornis (cauliflower coral) is the source of this 1281-nucleotide messenger RNA. RefSeq lists its product as uncharacterized. NCBI's taxonomy places the organism in Eukaryota, Metazoa, Cnidaria, Anthozoa, Scleractinia, Pocilloporidae. The record is from RefSeq and is a predicted model, not a curated record.